This is a messenger RNA of Oldenlandia corymbosa var. corymbosa, 1558 nucleotides long. The record is from the annotation of a GenBank genome assembly. Lineage: Eukaryota; Viridiplantae; Streptophyta; Magnoliopsida; Gentianales; Rubiaceae.
GGUGGUUUCCGGCAGAGCACAAAAGCAGAGAAGCACAAUAUUAAAGCGAAAUCCAUGGAGGGUGAUUCUUCACUAAUACCAAUGGAAGUAUUCUGGGAGAUCUUGAUGUGGCUCCCUGUCAAAUCCCUGAUGCGAUUCAAGUGUGUCUGCAAGCUCUGGCUAUCCGUGAUUCUGAACCCAUCAUUUGCCAGGGCUUAUCGAGGCGGUUUCAAAGGUCUUCUGCUUACCAACAUUCGCUACCUUUCGCAGUACUCGGAUGUUGAUGUUGAUUUCUUCUACUUGAACUUACUGGAGGGUGAAGGUAUGUUAACCAACAUGUUUCAUCAAUAUACUCUGCAUCGUGGAGGAAAAAAGAGGUUCACAGGGGUUGUGAAUGGGCUGGUAUGUUACUAUUGCGGAAAGUAUUCAUGGAUAUAUAAUAUUGCUACCAGAGAAAGUAUGCAACUUCCGGACUCAACCCAUGAUUCCAUCGCUUGGUUUUACCAUCUUGGUUUUGAUCCCUCCAAGCAAACUUACAAGUUAAUCAAAACAUGCUACGACCGGAGGGAGUUGGAAAAAUUUCAGAAAGAUGGGAGGGAUGUCUUCCCUAGUAGGAUAAAGAGUGAGAUUUUCACUAUAGGUGUUGAUUCAUCAUGGAGAAGCAUCGAUCACGCGCCUUGGGUGGUGUACAACACUGGUUUGUGCAUAGAUGGAGUUCUAUAUUGGACUGAUCCAGAAAUAUGCUCCAGAGGCCAACUCCUUUGUUUUGAUCUUGCUCGUGAGGAAUUCCGGUUUGUUUUUCACCCUCAGGAAAGCUUGGUACACCGGUUGCGUUUGUUGUGGUUUGGGCCAAAUGUAGCUCUAUCAGCCUCCAAAAUCCUUCCUGAUUCUAAUCAGGCAACAGUGCUAUAUCUUCACAAUGAUGGUACCGCCAGUCAAGAUGGUGGGAUGCAGGAUUCUUGGAAAGAGCAUAUUGUUUAUCUCCCACAAGUGUUAAAACCAGGAGAACCAGAACAGUAUGCUUUAUACACCCCCAUGGGUAUACUCCCCGGCGGAGAGGUGAUUUUUAUGAAUAGAAUCAAAAUCAAUUGGGAGUUUCCGGCAGUGCUAUAUUUAUACGAUCCAACCAAGCGGGAGGUCAAGAAGCGUUAUAUGUGGAGUUGCCCAUCCUCGAUUGCACAACAACACAAAGUUGAUAUUAGUGACUAUGUGUAUCUCUGGCAUUAUGAGGAGAAUAUCAUGCCAUUAAACUGUCUGGGUUCUCAGUCGCGAUCCACCUCUGAAUGAUUGGUUAGGCAAUGCGCUGCUGGUGGUUUCUUAUUUGAGGCAUUAAUAUAUUGCUCUGUAGUUCAGAUUGGAUGUUGUAGUUGAAGAGUGGAAUAAAAGGGAAUGGGUUAUCCCUAUCUAGUUAGUUAAGGGAAGCUGAAGUGCCCAUAAAAAUAUUAAGUCUAGCUCUUAGUGUAAGGUGAUCAAUUUAAGCUCAUGGAUCAAAUCAUGUACUAGUUUGUUGUGUGUUCUUCAUUGUUAACCUCUUAUAAUAAUCUGGGCUUACAAAUAAGAUUGAAUGCUUAUGAAAUAG